Centruroides sculpturatus (bark scorpion) is the source of this 804-nucleotide messenger RNA. Its product is annotated as soma ferritin-like. The record is from RefSeq and is a predicted model, not a curated record. Gene Ontology annotation, cellular component: cytoplasm. The transcript has 4 exons. Gene Ontology annotation, molecular function: ferric iron binding; ferrous iron binding. Gene Ontology annotation, biological process: iron ion transport; intracellular iron ion homeostasis. The coding region runs from base 139 to 657 and encodes 172 amino acids. NCBI's taxonomy places the organism in Eukaryota, Metazoa, Arthropoda, Arachnida, Scorpiones, Buthidae.
GCGUUUCCGUCGCCAUCAGUUGGUUGGUGUUUUGCUUCAACAGUGAUUGAACGAGCACCUCCACAUUUUUCUCUCCGUAAAAUAUACUUUUUCUUUUCUCAAUUUUCUCUGAAUUACGUAGAAAGAGGUCUGUAAAAAAUGGCAGAAAGUCAAGUACGUCAAAAUUUCGACAAGGAAUGCGAAAAAGGCAUCAAUAAGCAGAUAAAUAUGGAAUUAUACGCAAGUUACGUAUACCUAUCAAUAGCUUACUACUUUGACAGAGAUGAUGUGGCUUUACCUGGAUGCUAUAAAUUCUUCAAAAAAUGUAGUGAUGAAGAGAGAGAACAUGCUGAAAAGUUCAUGAAAUACUUAAACAAGCGUGGUGGUCGUAUUAUUCUUCAAGACAUUCAGAAACCUGUUGCUGACGAAUGGGGAACUGCUUUAGAUGCUAUGAAUGUUGCUUUGGAAUUGGAAAAAACUGUCAAUCAGGCUCUUCUCGAUCUGCACAAAAUUUCCACCAGAUGCAAUGAUCCACAAAUGUGUGACUUCUUGGAAACAGAAUAUCUUCAGGAACAGGUUGAUGCUAUUAAGCAGCUUGGUGAUUACGUCACCAAUCUCAAGCGAGUGGGCAAAGGUCUUGGAGAAUAUAUGUUUGACAAGGAAACUCUGGACAGCUAAGAUUGUUCAGGGCUGGAAACUAUACUGGAAAGCUACUUUGUUAACAGUGUAGUAACUCUCAAAUUAGUCUUUUGUAUUGGUUUCCUAUAGCUAAUCUGUACUUAAUGUGCAAUUCAUUGAAAUAAAAUCAGAACAGUGAAAUAAAGG